GAGGGGACGGGAUCGGGCCGGAGGAAGAGGAGGGACCUCGGGCACUGCAGGGAGUCCGGUCCGGUGCGGAGCCCGGAGAGCCGGGCCGCCGAACCCCCCCCCCCCCCCGGAGACAUGAAGACCCCGGCGGACACAGGCUUCGCCUUCCCGGACUGGGCCUACAAGCCCGAGUCGUCGCCGGGCUCCCGGCAGAUCCAGCUGUGGCACUUCAUCCUGGAGCUGUUGCGGAAGGAGGAGUACCAGGAUGUCAUCGCCUGGCAGGGGGACUACGGGGAGUUCGUCAUCAAGGACCCCGACGAGGUGGCCCGCCUCUGGGGGGUCCGCAAGUGCAAGCCCCAGAUGAACUACGACAAGCUCAGCCGGGCCCUGCGCUACUACUACAACAAGCGAAUCCUGCACAAGACUAAAGGGAAGCGCUUCACCUACAAGUUCAACUUCAACAAACUGGUGCUGGUGAACUACCCCUUCAUCGACGUGGGGCUGGCCGGCGGGGCGGUGCCCCAGAGCGCGCCCCCGGUCCCGUCGGGCGGCAGCCACUUCCGCUUCCCGCCGUCGACGCCGUCGGAGGCCCUGUCGCCCACGGAGGACCCCCGCUCCCCGCCGGCCUGCUCGGCGGCGGCGGCCGCCUCGGCGUCGUCGCUCUUCUCGGCCGUGGUGGCCCGGCGGCUGGGCCGCGGCUCGGUCAGCGACUGCAGCGACGGGGCCUCGGCCACCUCGGAGCUGGAGGAGCCCCUGGGCGAGGACCCCCGGGCCCGGCCGCCGGGGCCCCCCGAGCUGGGCGCCUUCCGCGGGCCGCCGCUGGCCCGCCUGCCCCCCGACGCCGGCGUCUUCCGCGUCUACCCGCGGCCCCGCGGCGGGCCCGAGCCCCUCAGCCCCUUCCCCGUGUCGCCCCUGGCCGGGCCGGGCUCCCUGCUGCCGCCGCAGCUGUCCCCGGCCCUGCCCAUCACGCCCACCCACCUGGCCUACACGCCGUCCCCGACGCUCAGCCCCAUGUACCCGGGGGCCGGGGCGGCGGCGGCGGCGGGCCCCGGGGCCUCCGCGGCCGGCGGCGGCGGCGUUGGCGGCUCCCACUUCUCCUUCAGCCCCGAGGACAUGAAACGCUACCUGCAGGCUCACACCCAGAGCGUCUACAACUACCACCUCAGCCCCCGCGCCUUCCUCCACUACCCCGGGCUGGUGGUGCCCCAGCCCCAGCGCCCGGACAAGUGCCCGCUGCCCCCGCUGCCCCCCGAGACGCCCCCGGCCCCGUCCUCGUCCUCCUCGUCGUCGUCCUCGUCCUCCUCGUCGUCGUCCUCGUCGUCCUCCUCCUCCUCCCCGUUCAAGUUCAAGCUGCAGCCGCCCCCUCUGGGGCGCCGGCAGCGGGCGGAGAAGGGGCCCGGCGGGGACGGGGGCGCCGGGCCCGGCCAGCCGCCCGCCCCCGCCCCGCCGCCGCCGCCGCCGCCGCCGCCCCAGAUCAAGGUGGAGCCCAUCUCCGAGGGCGAGUCGGAGGAGGUGGAGGUGACGGACAUCAGCGACGAGGACGGGGAGGGCGAGGUGUUCAAGGCCCCCCGCGCGCCCCCGGCCCCCACCAAGCCGGAGCCCGGCGAGCCCCCCGGGGCGCAGUGCAUGCCCCUCAAGCUGCGCUUCAAGCGGCGCUGGAGCGAGGACUGCCGGCUCGACGGGGCCGGGGGGCCCGCCGGGCCCGACGACGAGGGCGAGGACAAGAAGGUGCGCGGAGACGGGGCCGGGGGCGGCGGCGGCGGUGGCGGGGUGGGGGCCGAGGGGCCCGGCGCCGGACCCCCGGCCUCCAACCCGCCCCGGCGGGUCAGCGCCGACCUGCAGCACGCCACGGCCCAGCUCUCGCUGGAGAACCGGGACUCCUGAGGCCCCCGGCCCCUCCUUCCUUCCCUCCCUCCCUCCCUCGCAGCCCCCCUAAAUC
This is a messenger RNA of Tachyglossus aculeatus (Australian echidna), 1918 nucleotides long. It is a transcript of the gene ERF, whose product is annotated as ETS2 repressor factor. Gene Ontology annotation, cellular component: nucleus. The record is from RefSeq and is a predicted model, not a curated record. Bases 115 to 1863 code for a protein of 582 amino acids. Gene Ontology annotation, biological process: cell differentiation; regulation of transcription by RNA polymerase II. Lineage: Eukaryota; Metazoa; Chordata; Mammalia; Monotremata; Tachyglossidae. The transcript is spliced from 4 exons. Gene Ontology annotation, molecular function: sequence-specific DNA binding; DNA-binding transcription factor activity, RNA polymerase II-specific.